AUGAAGCAAAUAGAUGUAAUAGAAGACAGUUUGCUGUCACAACUUGCCAUGCCAUCUAAGUUUCAGGUAAGAGCAAUGAUGUAUGGUCGUAGAGUUUCAGUCAAUGUCUUUGGAAGUCAAGAGAACUCUCAAGCAUUCUAUAGGAGCAGAGGACCAUCGACUAUUACAAUUCCUUUUAGAAAGUGCAAAGGUUUGGUCCAGGUGUCACCUGCAGCUAACCAGAAGAUGAAUUAUUUAGUUGGGUCCCAAAAUAUUGUAGCACUCUCCAUCAUGGUAAAUGGUUGUACUGGCAAAAUGGGCAAGGCGGUACUUGAAGCAGCUGUCUCUGCAGGAAUUCAUAUUGUUCCAGUAUCAUUUGGUGGUCUAAAAAAUGCUGGAAAAACUGUGCAAGUGGGUGGAAAAGAUAUUCAAAUGUAUGGUCCCUAUGAAAGAGAACGCAUUCUAGCAUCUAUCUUAAAUGAUUAUCCAAAUUUGAUUGUGGUGGAUUACACAGUGCCUGCUGCAGUCAAUGGUAAACAUCUGUCAAACUUCUGGAGAAAAGGUUUUUGUUGCCAUACUAUAUACACAGAUAAUGUUGAAUUAUAUUGCAAAAUUGGCGUUCCUUUUGUAAUGGGAACUACUGGUGGAGAUAGAAAUCGGCUUUAUAAGACAGUGGAAAGCUCAAAGAUUUAUGCCGUGAUCUCUCCCCAAAUGGGAAAACAGCUAGUGGCAUUUCUUGCAACCAUGGAAAAUAUGACGGAACAGUUUCCGGGAGUUUUCUCUGGGUACACGCUACAGGUACUUCCGCUUUCUGCUUCCUCUUGA
Messenger RNA from Ilex paraguariensis (yerba mate), 804 nucleotides. Lineage: Eukaryota; Viridiplantae; Streptophyta; Magnoliopsida; Aquifoliales; Aquifoliaceae. The record is from the annotation of a GenBank genome assembly.